CCAAUGACGAUCUUACAGCUCAACAAGGAAGGAGAUAUCGUCGGAUAUAAAGGAUUCUGCUUUGAGAUGCUGAAAACGCUCAUGCAGAAAUAUGACUUCAAGGUACGGCUGGUUCUCUCUUACGAUGGCAACUGGGGGAGUCUGCUGCCGAACAACACCUGGAAUGGCAUGGUUGGCAUGGUCAACAGAACGGAGGUCGACAUGGCCGUGUCCGGCUUCACCAUCAGCCACAUCCGAGAGCAGGGCAUCGACUUCACGGCCGCCUUCCACGAGGAGAGCACGGCGAUCCUGCUGCCGGCGCCCCGGCCGCGCAGCAAGGCGUUCGCGCUCAUCCAGCCCUUCUCCUGGAAGGUGUGGCUGGCACUUUGUGCCGCGGUGGUCGGUGUUACACCCGUUCUACACCUGAUCAGCCGCGCCGGACCCUGGACGCCAGCGCUCUACCCCGAUCCGCCGGAGGCCAGGCCAACCUACUCACACAUUCAGUGGUUUAUAUUUGGAGGAAUCAUCGGCCAUGGGGAUCGCUGCAUCCCGGCCAGCCUGUCCUCCCGCGUGAUGCUGGCCUUCUGGUGGAGCGCGGCCGUCACCAUCAUGGCUUCGUACACCGGGACGCUGAUAGCGUCUCUGACCGUGCCGACUGUGGCAGACUCGAUCGAGUCUUUAGAGGAGCUGGCUUUCCAGGACGAAAUCAAAUGGACCUACCGCAUCUACUCGUCCAUGGACAAUCUGUUCAGGUCGUCGGGCUCAGCCGUGUUCCGACAGAUGGCCACUCGGUACGCCGACAGUAAGGUCACCACAGAUUACGAGGGAGUCGACAAGGUGCUUACCGGCGAGUGGGCCUUCAUCAAGGAGCGUUCUUUCCUGGACUUUGCGCUCGACGAGGACUUUCAGCGUACGGGUCAGUGUCGUCUGCAGAUAGCGGCGCGCGAGUUUUACACAGUGGGAUUCGGCUGGGUGCUGCAGACCGGCAGUCCACUGAAGGAGCUCUUCGACCUCGAGUUCCUCCGUAUGAGCGAGAUGGGCCUGUUCGGCAAGUGGCGCGGCAUGUACUGGCCGGCGCCGUCCAACUGCAGCACGGGCCUCAUCUUCACCGACGUAGGCAGCCAGCCGCUGGCGCUGGCCGACCUGGUCUCGGCGUUCCUGCUGCUCGCGCUGGGCGCUGUGCUGUCCACAGUAGUUCUGGCGGCGGAGAUGGUGUAUCGCUCGGCCUGUGCCGGCCGGCGCUGAAAGUGGAGCGGCUGGGCAGCGGGUGGUGAAGAACCGAGCUUUAGGGGUCGGGCGGCGAGAGCUGCUAGUGUUGUAGGGUCAGUGGCACCGAGUGGAGGAUGCUCACUGCUCAGUGCCCAGGGUGGUGCGAGGCCGGUAGGCGGGGUUGAGGAAAGUGGAAGGCGAUGCCGAAGUUAGACGGUGUAUGAGAGACGGCGCUGCUAAAACGAAUGAUGGAACGAAUGCUUAAGACGCUGAGGGUUUUUAGAGUUAACAGAUCGAUGUAUAAUAUUUCAUCUGAUAUGUUUUACUCAGUUAGGAUUGUUGUAAGGAUAUGCGCAUCGCUUUGGGUUAUCAGCUCCGAAUAAGCAACGCGCGGUCGAAGUAGCGAUGUCUGUGAUAGAGCACCUCGUCUAUCGACACGAAGAGAGUACUUCUGGGUCGUUAGGCCAUAUAAUCGUCUAGUUACGAGACGAUGAUCAGCACCGCUCACCUUAUAGGUAUCGUUACGUCGGACGGCGGACAUUGAUCAACAUAUGUGUCGAAGUCCUCGAACAGCUAUCAACAAGAUAAUAUUAUAGUACCUAGCUACUAUUCAGAUAAAUAAUUUCAUUUUAAAAGGACAAUAUUUCAAGCAUAUGUCGUUACCAUAGCCUUCUUGUCAUGAAGGUGAUAGUGCAGUGCAUUUCCCUUGUGUUAUUGUGGAAGACAU
This is a messenger RNA of Amphibalanus amphitrite, 1915 nucleotides long. Its product is annotated as glutamate receptor-like. Gene Ontology annotation, biological process: monoatomic ion transport. Gene Ontology annotation, molecular function: glutamate-gated receptor activity. The record is from RefSeq and is a predicted model, not a curated record. The transcript is spliced from 9 exons. The coding region runs from base 4 to 1224 and encodes 406 amino acids. Gene Ontology annotation, cellular component: membrane. Lineage: Eukaryota; Metazoa; Arthropoda; Thecostraca; Balanomorpha; Balanidae.